GACACAGCCUGCUGACCAAUCAGAGCGCAGGAGGCGGGAACAGCGUGUGUUAGUAGGGUGACAUUGAGCUUCUAGCUGUCAUGUGAGUGUUAUAAGGCGUUAUAGUGAGCAGUGUGUAGCUGUGAGAUAAUUCCUUCACAGAUGGAGACUUCAACCCCAGAUGAGCCUCGCCUCAGACACGUGGAGCGUGACGUCCUGAUCCCAAAAAUGAUGAGAGAGAAAGCUAAAGAACUCUGUGCUCAAAAUGUUGAAGCCUUCACACAGUGCUGUAAGGACAGCGGGCUGCUCAUGGUGGUGAAAUGCAGAGAGGAAAACAACGCCCUGAAACAGUGUCUCACCAAACAUUACACAGAUCCGGUGUUCUAUGAGGAGUGUAAGCAGCAGUACAUCAAAGAGAAGCAGGAGUACGAGCGCACCGGCAUCUCCACUAAGCACAGAGCACAGCGAUUACCUACCGGCAUGUAGAACACACACACACACACACACUGCUGUUUAUAUUCAUGACUAAACCUCAUAUAAAUUCAUAGAGAGAGUUUUAAUCACAUCAGAUGAAAUUUCCUCCGCUGAGACUCACUCACAGAUUUGUUGUUGCUUUUUUUCUUAAGAAUGCAUUUAUUUUGUUCUGAUUGUUUUUUUCUUGUUCUUUGCGAGAUCAUCAGUUUUGUUUGAAAGUGAACACACACACACACACACACACAUUACAUCAGAAGGAGUUUGAGCUGUUUGUAUAUGUGUUUGAGUGAAAAAUUUAUAAAUGAUGUGUUAUAAACAUGUAAUAAACAUCACUGUGUGUCUGAA
Hemibagrus wyckioides is the source of this 798-nucleotide messenger RNA. It is a transcript of the gene cmc1, whose product is annotated as C-x(9)-C motif containing 1. Lineage: Eukaryota; Metazoa; Chordata; Actinopteri; Siluriformes; Bagridae. The record is from RefSeq and is a predicted model, not a curated record. The transcript is spliced from 4 exons. The coding region runs from base 142 to 465 and encodes 107 amino acids. Gene Ontology annotation, cellular component: mitochondrion.